Mastomys coucha (southern multimammate mouse) is the source of this 4104-nucleotide messenger RNA. It is a transcript of the gene Gns, whose product is annotated as glucosamine (N-acetyl)-6-sulfatase. Gene Ontology annotation, biological process: glycosaminoglycan metabolic process. Bases 104 to 1738 code for a protein of 544 amino acids. Gene Ontology annotation, molecular function: glycosaminoglycan binding; N-acetylglucosamine-6-sulfatase activity. The record is from RefSeq and is a predicted model, not a curated record. The transcript is spliced from 14 exons. NCBI's taxonomy places the organism in Eukaryota, Metazoa, Chordata, Mammalia, Rodentia, Muridae.
CCCGGCUCACGUGAUCUCGCCUAGGGAGAGAAAGUCUGACCCCGUCUCUUGCGCUCACCGGCGUCUUUCCGCAGCUCUCGGUCCCCCGCGGAGUGUGGCGGCCAUGCGGCUCCCGUCGGCAGCCGGGCCCCGGCCGGAUCGUCCCCGCCGCCUGCCCGCGCUGCUGCUGCUGCCGCUGCUAGGCGGCUGCCUGGGGCUCGUGGGGGCGGCUCGCAGGCCCAACGUGCUACUGCUGCUCACAGACGACCAGGACGCGGAGCUCGGCGGCAUGAUGCCACUGAAGAAAACCAAGGCCCUCAUCGGAGAGAAAGGGAUGAGUUUCUCCAGCGCUUAUGUACCUAGUGCUCUUUGCUGCCCCAGCAGAGCCAGCAUCCUGACUGGCAAGUACCCCCACAACCACCACGUCGUUAACAACACUUUGGAGGGGAACUGCAGCAGCAAGUCCUGGCAGAAGAUCCAGGAGCCGUACACGUUCCCAGCGAUCCUCAGGUCGGUGUGCGGCUAUCAGACCUUUUUUGCUGGGAAGUAUUUAAACGAGUAUGGAGCCCCAGACGCAGGCGGACUGGAGCACAUUCCUCUGGGCUGGAGUUAUUGGUAUGCCUUGGAAAAGAAUUCUAAAUACUAUAACUACACCCUCUCCAUCAAUGGGAAGGCACGGAAACAUGGUGAGAACUACAGUGUGGACUACCUGACAGAUGUUCUGGCCAAUCUCUCCCUGGACUUCCUGGACUACAAGUCCAACUCUGAGCCAUUCUUCAUGAUGAUCUCCACCCCAGCGCCCCACUCACCGUGGACAGCCGCACCUCAGUACCAGAAGGCUUUCCAGAAUGUCAUCGCACCAAGAAACAAGAACUUCAACAUCCAUGGGACGAACAAGCACUGGCUAAUCAGGCAAGCCAAGACUCCUAUGACAAAUUCGUCAAUACAGUUCUUAGAUGACGCCUUCAGGAGGAGGUGGCAAACCCUGCUCUCAGUUGACGACCUUGUGGAGAAACUGGUGAAGAGACUGGACUCGACCGGCGAGCUGGACAACACAUACAUCUUCUAUACCUCAGACAACGGCUACCAUACAGGGCAGUUCUCUUUGCCAAUAGACAAACGGCAGCUGUAUGAAUUUGAUAUCAAAGUUCCACUGUUGGUUCGAGGGCCUGGGAUCAAACCAAACCAGACAAGCAAGAUGCUGGUCUCCAAUAUUGACUUGGGUCCCACCAUCCUGGACCUUGCUGGCUAUGACCUGAACAAGACUCAGAUGGAUGGGAUGUCCUUGCUGCCCAUUCUGAAAGGAGACAGAAACUUAACCUGGAGGUCAGACGUCCUAGUGGAAUAUCAAGGAGAAGGCCGGAAUGUCACCGACCCAACCUGCCCUUCUUUGAGUCCAGGAGUGUCUCAAUGUUUCCCGGACUGUGUGUGUGAGGACGCGUACAACAAUACAUAUGCCUGUGUGCGGACACUGUCGCCCGUGUGGAACCUCCAGUACUGUGAGUUCGACGACCAGGAGGUAUUUGUCGAAGUCUAUAAUAUAACUGCAGAUCCAGACCAGAUCACCAACAUUGCCAAGAGUAUAGACCCCGAGCUUUUGGGAAAGAUGAACUAUCGGCUGAUGAUGCUCCAGUCCUGUUCUGGGCCAACCUGUCGCACUCCAGGGGUCUUUGACCCUGGAUACAGGUUUGACCUGCGCCUCAUGUUCAGCCAUCACAGCAGCGUCAGAACAAGAAGGUUCUCGAAGCAUCCUCUGUAGCAGCUGUGGCCAGCCUCUGCAGUUGGAUCCUUGCACACCCUUUUCCGGUGAAGUGGUUGGAGUAGGAGCCCGUGCCUCGGGGAGCUCCGGCCUUGCUGUUUCAAGUCUUGUUUGAAAAAUAACCCAGUCAGCUGACUUCCAGUACUGUGAAUCUGCCCCUGUCACAAGUGGCUGACCCUGUCUCUCCUCAAAUGACAACCACCGCUCCUUGUCCCUUCAUCUUGGCCGGGCACAGUGUAUGUAUGAGUCCCCACAUGGUCAAGUCUGAAUCUAAAACUCUUCAGAUAAAUGGCAAUACUUUAGGGCAGAGAGAUAAAGCCUUCUGGUAUGUAGCUGGCCCCCAAAUCAAAAGCACUGCAUAGCAUUUCACACUGAGCCCCUCACCAUCAAAAACACACACAGCCCUGAAAAGAGCUGCUGUUUGUGGAUACAGAGAGAAAGGACAUUCAUGACAUCCAUUGUGGUGUGGCAAAUGUGCGACUUGUCACUCAAGCUCUGCCCUAAGAAGCCCUCAGCUUUUCGGUGGCUCCAACCACCGAGAGAGCCCAGAAGCACUGUGGAGAAGGAACCGCCAGGGGGAGGGCCAGAUGCACCUCGUGAGCAAACAGAUUGGGCUCUUGGUGGAUCAGUGGGCUGAACGGCCGCACUUAGAAGUGCCUGUCCGGAAGGUUCUCAGGUGUCAGUGCCACACACAAGUCAUCCUGCCUGGCUGCAAUUAGCUGACGUUGUCAUUGAAAAUCUUAGUGUCUCCUGGUGGAGUGAAGGACCAGCUGCUUCAUCCCACUCCCUGCUCUCACAAAAGCGCAAGUUUCCGGGCUUGACUAACUAGGGCUCCAGUCAGUAUUCCCCUGGUCAAGGCUCUCCGGUGCCCAGACAACAUUCUGUUCCGUAAAGUACAGUUCUGCUCAGACGUGUCCACAGAAGGCUGGGUGCUGGCAGGACAGCACCAAGUGGAGAAGCUCAGUUCCAUCCUGUUGUAGGCAGUGAGCAGGGUUAGCUUUACACAGCCUCUGUCUAGCUUUAACUUGUGAGACAGUCACCUUCAGAAUUCCAGAGGCCAUGUUAGGGUAACAGCCAUUGAGUUUAUUCCUUUACCUCAUGUGACCCCAGCAACUUUGCUGAUAGUGAGAGGCCAGCAGGCAGUGGAACGGAGUGACUCCUCUGCCGUGGCCACUUUAGAGGGGGGAAAGUUUAAGUUUUAGACUAAAAGUUACAAAAUUGAACAUGGAUACCAGCCUUCAUUCACUCCACUUGGAUUCUAAACAUCACCAGUGAAAUAGUGAAAGUUGCCGGGCGGUGGUGGUGCACGCCUUUAAUCCCAGCCACUUGGGAGGCAGAGACAGGCGGAUUUCUGAGUUUGAGGCCAGCCUGGUCUACAAAGUGAGUUCCAGGACAGCCAGGGCUACACAGAGAAACCCUGUCUCAAAAAACCAAAAAAAAAAAAGAAAGAAAGAAAUAGUGAAAGUUAACCACAGUUGUUCCCAAAUAAAGGUAAACAGCUCCUACCAGGCAUCGGACUGUAAUGUCAUAUUAUUUAGUUUUAUGGCUGGCUCCUGAAAGCAGGUGCCAUCAGAGUAUAACAGCUGCAGUAGGUGUUCCUACCUCGAUGCUCUCACUCACAGGUGACACAAUCGGGUGGUGGGACCUGAAAUCCUCUCUGUACCUCCUAGUUAAAGACUGUUCCUGCAAACAUUCAAGUAGACCUCAGCUUGUAACAGACUGCAUCAUGCAUGGCCUCCCACCCACAAGAGACGCACUGCAGGAGGCCGCCCUCUUUCUCUGUGCUCAGAGUUUUGACAUCUUUGAAGGCUGGGUCCAUGUGUACCAGUGCUCUUCAAAAGGGAGAAAUGAUAAGACCAACAUGGAAUGCAGGGAUGCCUUAUAAGAUUUCCAUUUUAAAACUGCCCCUCAGACACAAUUUCAAAGUAAGGUACACAUUAGAGUGUCUUUGAAUUCAACAAGUGGUACUGCUGCAAACACCUCCUGAAUGGCCAGCACCAGGGUUUUUGUAUAAAAAUAGUAAGAGUGGCUGUGGAAGUCCCACUUCACCUGUAGGAAGUCUUCUCAAAUUCAGCAUCUUUAUCUUCUCAUGUUUCUAAUGAAAGAUGGCAGCCCAGAAUCCUCCAGAAAAAGCAAGGGGCAUCAGCUGAUCACUGCUGGGAAUGAAGAGUGUCCUGGGGUUCUUUAGCUCACCAGCACUUUACGCUCAAUGGACUUUGUAAAUUCUUUUCUUAGUGUCACCUGUCAUAGAAGCUCCUCUGCUCUGGAGCUGUCAUCUCAGCCGCUCACUUAGAAAGUGCCCUUCAACGGACCCUGUUCACUGCUGCACUUCUCAAUGAAUUAAAACUGACUUCUUCUAGUGGGAA